Paraphaeosphaeria sporulosa is the source of this 498-nucleotide messenger RNA. RefSeq lists its product as uncharacterized. The record is from RefSeq and is a predicted model, not a curated record. NCBI's taxonomy places the organism in Eukaryota, Fungi, Ascomycota, Dothideomycetes, Pleosporales, Didymosphaeriaceae. The transcript has 3 exons. The coding region runs from base 1 to 498 and encodes 165 amino acids.
AUGCUUUUCUCCAAGCCCGUCCUAGCCCUCGCCGGCCUCCUCUUCUCCACUGCCCUUGCAGCACCGCAGUACCCGGAGACAGUCUAUCUAGUCAACUGUGGAACUUCGUACUCCGACAUGGAUUACUACGCUGAAGGCCACAGCAGCUUCGAUGACUCCUGGCCAGAUGAGCAAUGCAAAAUGUCCGGAAGUGGUACAACUUGGUGGGAGGGGGUGUCUCGCACCUGCAACUUUGCCGGCACGCCUUUCACGUCGCACAUUGACGCAAAUGCAGCUAGCAAGCCCGCCCACUCAAUCGUUGGAUGGGGCAAGAACAAGUACCACGAGUAUUCGUGCAGAAAGGAGCAGGACUAUCGCCACCUACUUGAUAGUGAUCAUUGGAGGGAGAAAGGUGUCAAUUUGCGACGAGAGAAGGAAGCGGAGAAUGGUGACGAGAGGAAUGUUGCGCUAUUGCUUGAAACCAACUAUCUACGCUCAUUAUCGCGUAACAAGGUCUGA